GUGAAACGGAUAAAGACUACAACUCCCACAACUCUUUGCGCACAUCGGUGACGUGGCCAGCGUUACCCAGCAGACCGGGGCGAUUUGAACUGCAUUUUGGAUGCAAGUAAUUUUCUAUUUCAUUUAAUUCUUUUCAAACUAUUUUACCGGUGGAUUUUACUUUGUAAGUGAUAAAAUACAAGCUACUUUAUUAAAGCCGGUAAUUUCGCAUCACGAUGUCCGGGAAAAUCAAAAGCAGGAGUGCUGCAAAUGCCGACUCAAUAUCUAGCAGUGUGUCCUGCGACGAGCGCAUCUUACGGGACUGCCACCAGAUGUACACCGAUCCGGAUAGCGGACUAAUAACAAUUGCUCAGACUGUUGGGGUGACCUUGCUGCCUCCCCGGAAAAAGAUAACUGUGAUGUUGAUGGGGAACCACUCCGCUGGAAAGAGCAGCUUUGUCAAUUGGUAUGUGGAGGAGCAUAUUCAAAGAACAGGGGUCGCGAUAGAGACACAGGGCUUCAGCUUUGUUACAAGUGGGCGAAAGAGGGAAUCGCUCACAGGAAAUGCAACGCUCCAUCUCUAUCCCCAUUUCAAACCACUGCAGGAGUUUAAAGGGGUGUCAGAAUACCUCGGCACUGAGAUUUGUACUUCACGACAGAAACGUUUCAGCUUGGUGACCUUUGUUGACACUCCUGGUCUGGUGGAUGGAGAUAUGAAGUACCCCUUUGACGUGGAUCAAGCUAUUCUGUGGCUCGGUGAGCUCUGUGAUCUGAUCCUGGUCUUCUUUGACCCAAUGGGACAGGCUUUAUGCAAGCGCACACUCAACAUUGUAGAGAAACUGAAUGAGAAGCAAGGAGACCGUCUCCGAUUUUAUCUCAGUAAAGCGGAUGAGGCUGGAGGAGAUUCUGAUCGACAAAGAGUUAUGAUGCAGAUUGUGCAGGAGCUUUGCAAGCGUCCAGGACUCAACAAGUGUGGCUUUGACAUGCCCACCAUCUAUGUUCCCAACCCUAAUAAGCCCAGUCGAUGUGUCAAUCAGAUAGAGGAGGUGUGUCGGACUAUAGAGAAGACCAUUAACCAGACUGUGCAGAACACGCUUAACUCAUUGGAGAAGGACUGCAACCUCAUCACCGAGGCCAUCACUGAGACACUUGAUAAUGAUCGGCAGUGCAGUAUAGAGAACCGUCGAUCACGUUUCAAGGGCUGUUUGUUGGGCAUGCUGGGUUUCACUAUGCCCCUGCUGCUGCUCGUGACCCUGGUGCUUGGCAGCCUCUCCAAAGAUAUGCUGGUGCUCAUGCUGGGUAAUAGUGGCAUAGAGGCACUCACACUAUAUGUGGUUCCUGCACUGAAGGCGUUUGAAUCCUUGUCAGCAGAGGUGCAGCUGUACAGUUGUGCUGGACUGGUGCUGUUGUCCUUCAUCUUUAUCCUCCUUGCUCGCUUUUCUUUCAGGACCAAACCAACACUCUCUGGGAAACAAAAGAGACUGCUUCAGCAAAAACUGGAGUAUGUCCAGGAGGUAGUGAAGAUCAAAAAGAAAAAUCUCUAUGAGGAGUACCUGCGUCAGAGUGUGGGUGAUCAGGACAUGAACUGAGAGGGAAUAUAGACUUCAAAGAUCUGGAUAGGAUGAAUACAGCACCCAGAAGUACCACUAAACCGCAUCUAAUCAUUCCUGUAAUGUAGCAGACACCGAGAAGCUAUUUCAUGGGCACUUAGUUACACACUACUGCACCUGUAAGCUAUGUCUUUCAGCAUUAAAUAAUGAUGGAGCUGUGGACCAAUACUAUGUUUGUUUUAUUUUUUUAGUCUCAUUGCAGUAUAACAAUUGUACUGUAAGGAAUAGUUGAAGGGGCAUGUUAGGAGAUUGGAUUAAUGCUCUGAAUAAUCCUAUUGUUUGGCAAUAGCAGUUUUUAAUAUCAUUCUCCUUUUCUCUGCUAUGUACCUAAAAUACUCUGUAUUUUAUGGUAAAUUACCAGAAUUACUGAGAAAUGUGAAGCCCUUCAUUUAUGACAUUAGAUUCUUAUGACUUCUGGUGUUUAUUUACAUCAUUGUCAAUUUUAAUAGAAAUAUUGAAGCUGGCUUUUGUAUACCACACUUUCCUAAGUUUUUAUGUCAAGUUAUUGCUGUUACGAUAAUAAAAUAAUGAA
Molecule: messenger RNA, 2121 nt
Organism: Sinocyclocheilus rhinocerous
Lineage: Eukaryota; Metazoa; Chordata; Actinopteri; Cypriniformes; Cyprinidae
Product: sarcalumenin-like
Exons: 12
Coding region: 216-1568 (450 amino acids)
Molecular function (GO): GTP binding; GTPase activity
Source: RefSeq, a predicted model, not a curated record